GGCAGGUUGGAGGGGCGAGGCCUGGCCGCGGUAGUUCGUCUGUGGAAUCUCGGGCAGUAGAGGCGCGGGGAGGCGGAGAAGAGGUAGGCGAGAGCCAUGGCGUCACUGGUGGCGGCGGCGGCAGUGCGGGCCCGGAUCCUGCAGGCUUCUUCCAAGGUGAACUCCACUUGGUAUCCAGCAUCCUCCUUCUCUUCUUCAGUGCCAUCUGUGAAGCUCUUCAUUGAUGGGAAAUUUGUUGAAUCCAAAAGUGACAAAUGGACUGAUAUCCACAACCCAGCCACCAAUGAGGUUAUUGGUCGGGUCCCUGAGGCCACCAAGGCUGAAAUGGAUGCGGCUGUUGCUUCCUGCAAACGUGCUUUUCCUGCAUGGGCAGACACGUCAGUAUUAAGCCGUCAGCAGGUCCUGCUCCGCUAUCAACAGCUUAUUAAAGAAAAUUUGAAAGAAAUUGCCAGGGUAAUCACGCUGGAACAAGGGAAGACCCUAGCUGAUGCCGAAGGAGAUGUAUUUCGAGGCCUUCAGGUGGUUGAACACGCCUGCAGUGUGACAUCCCUGAUUCUGGGAGAGACCAUGCCAUCCAUCACCAAAGACAUGGACCUUUAUUCCUACCGUCUGCCUCUGGGGGUGUGUGCAGGAAUUGCUCCAUUCAAUUUUCCUGCCAUGAUCCCCCUGUGGAUGUUUCCCAUGGCCAUGGUGUGUGGAAAUACCUUCCUAAUGAAACCAUCAGAGCGAGUUCCUGGAGCAACUAUGCUUCUUGCCAAGUUGCUCCAGGACUCUGGUGCCCCUGAUGGAACACUGAAUGUCAUACACGGACAACGUGAAGCUGUAAACUUUAUUUGUGAUCAUCCGGAUAUCAAAGCAAUCAGCUUUGUGGGAUCCAACCAGGCAGGAGAGUACAUCUUCGAGAGAGGGUCAAGACAUGGCAAGAGAGUUCAAGCAAAUAUGGGAGCCAAGAACCAUGGGGUAGUCAUGCCAGAUGCCAAUAAGGAGAAUACCCUGAAUCAGCUGGUUGGGGCAGCAUUUGGAGCUGCUGGUCAGCGCUGCAUGGCUCUUUCAACAGCGAUCCUUGUGGGAGAAGCUAAGAAGUGGCUGCCAGAGCUGGUGGAGCGUGCCAAAAAUCUGAGAGUCAAUGCAGGAGACCAGCCUGGAGCUGAUCUUGGCCCUCUGAUCACUCCCCAGGCCAAAGAGCGAGUCUGUAAUCUGAUUGAUAGUGGAACAAAGGAGGGAGCUUCCAUCCUUCUUGAUGGUCGAAAAAUUAAAGUCAAAGGCUAUGAAAAUGGCAACUUUGUUGGACCAACCAUCAUCUCAAAUGUCAAGCCAAAUAUGACCUGUUACAAAGAGGAGAUUUUUGGUCCAGUUCUUGUGGUUCUGGAGACAGACACUUUGGAUGAAGCUAUCAAGAUUGUAAAUGACAACCCAUAUGGAAAUGGAACUGCCAUCUUCACCACCAAUGGAGCCACUGCUCGGAAAUAUUCCCACCUGGUGGAUGUCGGACAGGUGGGUGUGAAUGUCCCCAUUCCAGUGCCUUUACCAAUGUUCUCAUUCAGUGGCUCUCGAUCUUCCUUCAGGGGAGACACCAAUUUCUAUGGCAAACAGGGCAUCCAAUUCUACACUCAGCUAAAGACCAUCACUUCUCAGUGGAAAGAAGAAGAUGCUACUCUUUCCUCACCUGCUGUAGUCAUGCCUACCAUGGGCCGUUAGAAACAAGUUUGUUCCAAACUCAGUCCAUCCUAACUAAUCUCCCUUUAUUCUUGACCAACUUCAUUUGCUUUGUAUGAAACUUUGUUCAGAUUAGAUCCCCGGGAAUGGAAUACCUGUAACUAAAAUCUUUCUCAGGACCAUUAGCCUCUGCAAAGUUCCUAUAGGGAGACUCCUAGUGUAACUCUGAAAGCAGAUUUUCACUUGCUCUUCAUACGUCUACUUUUGAGAUAACUGUUGUAACUGUGAAGUGCUUAUCUCGAAUGAAAGCUUAGACCCAUUUUCUAAAAAUUCUCCCCUUUUCUGAUGACUUGAAGGAAGGGAAGAUUAGUGUAUGUAAAGAUGAUCUUCUGGGGGCUGGCCCCGUGGCCGAGUGGUUAAGUUCAUGGACUCUACUUCGGUGGCCCAGGAUUUUGCCAGUUCGAAUCCUGGGCGUGGACAUGGCACCUCUCAUCAAGCCAUGCUGAGGUGGCAUCCCACAUGCCACAACUAGAAGGACUCACAACUGAAAUACACAACUAUGUACCAGGGGCUUUGGGAGAAAAAGGAAAAAUUAAAUCUUAAAAAAAAAAAAGAUUAUCUUCCAAUAAUUGGAAGAUGACCUCUCAGAUGGGGAAAUCAGACAGAAAUAAUCCACCCUUUGGUUGAUCCUCAGUCAGAGCCCUUAUGUAAAUGCUGGUAGGGGAGACCCCUUUGUCAGGCUUUCCUGAGCCUCUCAUUUAUCCCACACUACACAAGAUAUAAUCCAUUUCUACUUAUCCCACAAUUGUGACAACUGCUUCUUUCUUUUCUGCUGAAUACUACUUUGUUCUAGUGAUUCAUGACCACUAACUCUAUCAUUGUCAUUGUUCCUGCUUCUUAAAAUCACUUCUCAAGGAUACCUCAGUAUGCACUGGAUAAAUCAUCUUUUUGUUGCGUGUGCCAAGUGUUAAAUUUCAGGGUUUGCUUCAGCAAUCAUUAAUUAAUGCUUCAGUCAGUACUUCAGAUGCCAAUAGGUUUUCCUUAGAAAACCAUUUCAAAAGUUAUUUUAGGCCCAGAAAUCAAGGGAUUGUUCUAACUAUGAAAGUGGGGAAGACUCUUGCCUUAAGCAAGUCCCACCUGAUACUACUUGCCAAACUUUUUAUUUUGUUCUUUCCUCUUGCCUGCAUUUCUCACUAGUGAUAUGUUUUAAUGAAAGAACCCUUAGUGUAAAGUAACUGGCUGGGGCCUAAGAAAUUUGAAAGCUUUGCAUGACAUAAAAUAGUAAAAAAAGAGAGGCUUUGACAGAUUCUUCUGCUACCAUUAAUUCAACUGUCUUUAUGCUUUUUGUCUCUUUGAUAUAGCUAAAUUUUAAGUCAGAACAGAAAUUGACGUGCAGAAUAGAUUCUGUCUUUUUGCUCUGCCAUCCCAAUUGAAUCCUGUCUUUUUGAUAUGGUUUUCACCCAGCAAACUGGCUCUGAUCGAGCAAUCUCUGGUCUUCAGCCAGAUGACAUAGGUCAUUUAUUUUUCUACUUCCUUGUUAAUCACGUGGAUAAUGUUAACCUACUUCACGGGGGUUAUUCGGUGAAUUAAAGAUAGUGAAAACCUUGAAAAUGUUUGUGCCUCUGGAUUUUAGGCUUAUUACUACCACCUGCUGGAUAGAAUGUCAAAAUCUUCAAUCACUUAAGGUGACUAGAUCUGUAAUAAAAUACAUUUAAGACCCCUCAGGGUCUUUUCUCGGGGAGGGGGAUUUGCCUUCCUAAAGCUGAGGCAAUAGAAAUUUAUAAUUUGAUGAUAGAAUGCCCCUUGAUUUAUAUCACAGCUGGCAACUGGUAGUGAUAUUUAAUCCAAUCCAACAACUACAGGCUGGGUUGAAUAAAAGGUCAUAUUGUCUAAAUUCCAAGUGGAAUUAAA
This is a messenger RNA of Equus caballus (horse), 3567 nucleotides long. It is a transcript of the gene ALDH6A1, whose product is annotated as aldehyde dehydrogenase 6 family member A1. Lineage: Eukaryota; Metazoa; Chordata; Mammalia; Perissodactyla; Equidae. Gene Ontology annotation, biological process: L-valine catabolic process; thymine catabolic process. Gene Ontology annotation, cellular component: mitochondrion. The record is from RefSeq and is a predicted model, not a curated record. Gene Ontology annotation, molecular function: malonate-semialdehyde dehydrogenase (acetylating, [NAD(P)+]) activity; methylmalonate-semialdehyde dehydrogenase (acylating, NAD+) activity.